UACAAAUUCGUGACGCAGAGCGGUGACAGAAUUUGGAAAAUUCGGCAGGGAGGGCGACGGCCGCGGCGGUGGAGGUGGCGGUGGCGGAGGAGAUUAGGCGCUGAGUUUUUCUUCAAGGUUCCUAUAUUGCAUUUGCUUGACGCGUCCUAUCUCCUCCUAGACGCGGCAUCCCUCUCUGACUCUGUUGCUUGCGAGGUGUCGAUUCGAGUUUAUAGGAGGGCUUUGAUCUCUCCUGGGUUCCAGGCGGCCGAGGCGACGACUUUUAUAGUAUUCUGGGGGAAUAAGGGUGUCUGCGAUGUCCGGAGGAGACGUGAAGAGUGGAGAUUUCUACGAGGUUUUGGGGCUGAGGAAGGAGUGUUCCGAAGCCGAGGUCAGGAAUGCGUACAGGAAGCUCGCCAUGAAAUGGCAUCCAGAUAAGUGCUCGGCGUCCGGGAGCACUCAGAGCAAGGAGGAAGCGAAAGAGAAGUUUCAGGAAAUCCAGAAUGCCUACUCUGUUCUCUCAGACUCAAACAAGAGAUUCCUCUACGACGUCGGCGUCUACGACAAGGAAGAUGACAAUGACGAAUAUGGGAUGGGGGAUUUUUUGGGGGAGAUAGUCCAGAUGAUGAGCCAAACAAAACCUGUUACGAGCAGCGACGACAGCCUAGAGGAGCUGCAGAAGAUGUUUGUGGAGAUGUUCCAGGACGAUCUGGAUCCUGGGUUAUGUGGUCCAUGGACUCAUUCAACUAAUGCCCGAGAUAAUUCGACAUCACGAUCAGGGAUGCAGUUUGCAAAUCGUGGAUACAAGCGGUGCAACUCUUCCGUGAAUUCUGGAAAGGCAAAUUUGGAUGGAUUGGAAUUUAGUUCCUCGGGAUUCUGUGCUGGGUUGAAUGAUGUAGGGCAGUCAUCAAAAGGAAGAGGCGGCAUUAAUAAUAGCAAGAGAAGGAGUGGAAGAAAGCAAAAGGUUUCAUCUAAACAUGAUGUCUCAACCUAUGAUGCUGAUGUCUCUGUUUGGAAAUUCUAGUUUCUUCAGUUUCCCCAUUUCUUAUUCUUGGGUGAAUUUUCCCCUCUUCUCUAUAUUUCUUAGUAUAGCAGUGAACUAGUAGUUACCUUGAAUCCGUCGACUAAAAUAAACUUUCAGAUGAUUUCUCUUUUCCUUGGAUUGAAUUGGGAGUGUACCGUUAUAUGCCAACAAGCAAGACUAACCUACUGGUAGUUGUUAUGCCUGCCUUAAUGUAAAUAUACCUUGUUUCUGUUUCUAUUUCUGUUUGUGUUUCA
Molecule: messenger RNA, 1257 nt
Organism: Zingiber officinale
Lineage: Eukaryota; Viridiplantae; Streptophyta; Magnoliopsida; Zingiberales; Zingiberaceae
Product: dnaJ homolog subfamily B member 6-like
Exons: 6
Coding region: 296-1003 (235 amino acids)
Source: RefSeq, a predicted model, not a curated record